Messenger RNA from Candidula unifasciata, 1569 nucleotides. The record is from the annotation of a GenBank genome assembly. NCBI's taxonomy places the organism in Eukaryota, Metazoa, Mollusca, Gastropoda, Stylommatophora, Geomitridae.
AGAAUCAUUGAGGAAAUUGAGAAAUUCUCGGCAAGAAAUAUUCGUCCCAUUGUGGAGGUCCCAGAAAAACGUGGCCUUCUUGAACCACCGGAAGCAAAACCAAUGUUCAUAUCCCGGAAGACACUCGACAAAGUCGACGAGUUUCUGGGCAUGAAGAUCUCAUCCUGGCUAGUCCCCGAUGGAGCCACCAUCUGCGAAGAAGGUUCCAGCUCUGAGGGCAGCUUCCACCAACAAGCAAACGAUGAGGCUGUUUCGAAAUCACACUCGAAAGACUCUCUUCGUCCGGAAACAGAUCCACAUCUUGAUGCAUCAUACACAGAGCCCGUUCCCAAUCCUGACCUGGGUAAACUCGUCGAGAAUAAUCGCGAGCUGACCUUUUACCAGCCUGUUCUACCGCUUCCGGUGAAUUACAAAUGUUCGUGUGUUGACUGUUGGAGAAAUGUCCGCACCCGGAAACCUCCUUCGCGGCGCAUGCGCUCUAGAAGGACCCUACUCUCGUCAGAUAAUUUUAGAUGUAAAGUCACCAGAAACCGAAGCCAUUCCGACAUGAGGGUUAUCCAGGACCCUUGGGCAAACAGCGAUCUGGAGAGAUCCUCCCACAUUAGGUCGAACAAGCGAAUCUACAGUAACAGAUUUUUCAGGAAAAAGGUUUCUGUGAAGAACGUUUUAAAACUGUGCUCCAAAGUCCCCGGGUGGCACAAACCUAUUACGCCCCCAGAGACGCUAAAUAUCACAGCGCAAGAUUGCAACGAACAUGAAAGAAUGUGUCUUGCUAUGUGUCUUAACGCCGGGGAUUUCACGAAUCAGCCGAAAGCUGAUUUUGAACACAGUCCCUCGAAUCCAGAAUGCCAAAUUAAGUGUCAGGAUUUGCAGAAAGAUAAGACAAUGCCCUCUGAGCAUAAACAUUCGAGAACUUCAAAUGAUCGAAACAAACAGGACUCAUACCUAACUGGUCUUACUCCCCCGGAGAAUUCUUACAAGUCUGAAAGCUUGCCAAGUUACAAAUAUAACAGCAGUAUACCUUUUAGCUGUUUCGAAAACUCUCAGACGUUCGCUUGUUUGUCUCCAUACUCAUUACCACUUUCGCAAUUACAAUUUAGUUCAACAAAACCGCAGUGCAACUUUAGCACAGUGAACAGGUGCUUCGAUCACGGUCAAAUGAGUAAUGUCUUCAACAGCACGAAGUACAUAACCUGUAGUCACACAAUGACCUGGCCGACGUACCAACUACCAUCGGUUCACCGUCAAUCUUGCGGAUACUUCCCGGAGAACCACUACUCCAGCCGAAGAUCAUCAUCAACAAGCCACCAUUGCAGGUCGUGCCCAAAGAGACCCGACCCAAACAGCUGCUACAGCAGCCCCAUUCUCCCGAGGUACAACUACACUCCGCCGACCACGUCUUGGCGCUCUGCUAUCUCAAUCAGCAGUCCGUACAUAAACAGAUCCUUCAACCCCAGACGUCACUCCUCGAUGAGGUAUUGCUCUGGCUGCGAUAUGUCUUCCUCGCCGGCAUCAUCGUUCAGAAGCUGUGCUGGUCAUUUCAACUUCUCCAUCCACAACUAUGUCUAG